Caenorhabditis elegans is the source of this 1206-nucleotide messenger RNA. It is a transcript of the gene acsd-1, whose product is annotated as 2-amino-3-carboxymuconate-6-semialdehyde decarboxylase. Gene Ontology annotation, molecular function: aminocarboxymuconate-semialdehyde decarboxylase activity; carboxy-lyase activity; hydrolase activity. The transcript has 10 exons. The record is from RefSeq and is marked reviewed. Lineage: Eukaryota; Metazoa; Nematoda; Chromadorea; Rhabditida; Rhabditidae. Bases 1 to 1206 code for a protein of 401 amino acids.
AUGCCGAUUUGUGAAUUUUCUGCAACCUCAAAAUCGCGGAAAAUUGAUGUCCACGCUCAUGUUUUGCCAAAAAACAUCCCGGAUUUUCAAGAGAAAUUCGGGUACCCCGGCUUCGUCCGGCUGGACCAUAAGGAAGAUGGUACUACGCAUAUGGUGAAGGACGGAAAACUGUUCAGAGUCGUGGAGCCCAACUGCUUCGAUACAGAGACUAGAAUUGCGGAUAUGAAUCGGGCAAAUGUGAAUGUACAGUGUCUGAGUACGGUACCUGUAAUGUUUAGCUAUUGGGCUAAACCUGCUGACACCGAAAUUGUGGCCCGCUUCGUCAACGAUGAUUUGUUGGCAGAGUGCCAAAAAUUCCCAGAUCGGCUUGUGCCGCUUGGCACCCUGCCAAUGAAUGAUGUGCAGAGAGCUGUAGAAAUUUUUGGAAAAAGAAUUUUUUUUUUUGAAAUUUGGAGUCCCGCCAAGAAAAGUCCUGAGGAAGUCAAAAGAUGCGUCUCAAUGGGUAUAAAAGGAUUUGAAGUUGGUUCCCACGUGGCAGAAAAAUCGUUGGAUCAUCGUGAUUUUUGGCCGCUUUAUAAGCUCACCGAGAGCUUCAAAUUAAGUACCAUCAUGCCUGGGUUCUGUGAAUUUUUCGAAAAUUGGGGUCUCACAACGAAAACUCCAGGGAUUUGCGAGGAGCUCUCGGUGGUGCUCUUUGUGCAUCCUUGGGAUAUGCACAUGUGGGACGGGCGGCUGGACAAAUACUGGAUGCCAUGGCUCGUCGGAAUGCCAUCUGAAACUGCUCAAGCCAUUUGCUCAGUGCUCAUGGGCAACAUUUUGGUGCUCUUCCCCAAGUUGAAGCUCUGCUUUGCACAUGGGGGCGGCGCCUACCCACAGAUUCGUGGCCGAGUUUCUCACGGAUGGAAUGUUAGGCCAGACUUGUGUGCUGGAAAGUGUAAAGUUGCUCCGAAUAAGCUCGAUGGGCUACUGUGGACGGAUAGCUUGGUUCAUGACCCAAAAGCUCUCGAACUGCUGAUAAAUACCGUUGGAAAGGAGCAUAUAGUGCUUGGCACCGACUACCCAUUUCCGCUUGGCGAGCUUGAAGUUGGAAGAGUUGUGGAAGAGUAUAAGCCAUUUUCUGCCAAGGACAGGGAGGAUUUGCUGUGGAAAAACGCUGUAAAAAUGCUGGAUAUCGAUGAAAACUUGCUUUUUAAUAAGGAUUUUUGA